AUGGCUUCCAUUUCCCUCUCAAGUCUGUCUUUCUCUCGCUUAUCCGCACCUCACCCAACUUCUUCUUCCCCGACCAAACGCAGAAUCAGGAUAAAAAGCUUCCCCUCCAGGAGACCAUUCAAAAUCACGACCAGAACCCUUCCAUUGUUGAAUAGCAAAUGUCGAGCACUUAGCUUUCAGGGCUCUAAGCCUGUCGAUGACGACCAUCCCUCUCAGCCGCAACCUGCUAACUCGGAAGAGCGGAAACGACCAGCUUUAUCAUCUGGGAAUGUUCUCCGGGACGAAAGAAGUAUAAUUCGGAGCAUUGCGAGACCUGUAGCAUAUGUAUUGUUCUGCAUUGUUGCUGGGUUUCUUCAGGCUCGUGGAUUGCCUGCAUCUGCAGUUGUUGCUCCUCCCGCUGCGGCGGAGGAAGCUAGGUUGGAGAAGAAGGGCAAAGAACUUGACGACGAUGAAUCUAAUUGGAAGGGGCACGAGUAUUCGGAUUAUACCAAAACUUUGCUCAAGGAAGUUUCUGGGCUGUUGACUUGCGUAGAGGAGGUAAGGAAGGGAAUUCGGGAUGUCGACGAAUUGACGGCGGCUUUGGUGGUGGUGAAGGAUAAGAAAGAGCACCUGCAGAAUGAAAUAAUGGAGAGGAUGUUUACGGAGCUGAAGGAGUUGAAGAGAGAGAAGGAGAGUUUGGGAGACCGGCUGGAUGAGAUUGUUGAUGAGGCUCAGAGGCUGAGGGGAGAGUACGAGGAUUUACUGGCGCUGAGUGAGAAAGAGAGGAUGGAUGAGCUGGGAACGAGAAUGGGAGAGGUUGAGGAGGAAUAUAGUGAAGCUUGGGAGAAGAUUGCGGAUAUUGAGAAUGCAAUUCUGAGGACAGAGACAAUGGCGAUGAGUUUUGGGGUAAGGGAGCUUUGUUUUAUUGACAGGGAAUGUGAAGAGCUGGUGAAGACGAUUAUACAGGAAAUGAGGCAACGUCCAGAUAGUUUGGAAAGUAGCUCUAUUACCAAGCUUUCGAGGUCUACAAUUCAGAAAGAACUCGAAAUUGCGCAGAGGAAGCUUCUGGAACAAAUGAUUCUGCCUCAAGUUGUGGAAGUUGAAGCUGUUGGUCCUUUAUUUGGUAAUGACUUGUUAGAUUUUGCUGAACAUGUGAAACAAGGCCUUACCCAGUCGAGGAAGCUACAGAGGUCUCUGGAGGCAAGAAUAAGAAAAACAAUGAGGAGGUUUGGUGAUGAGAAGCAUUUAGUGGUGAAGACAUCAGAAGAUGAAGUUGUGAAGGGUUUCCCAGAACUUGAAUCGAAGUGGAUGUUUGGAAAAAAGGAGGUCGUUGUUCCGAAAGCCAUACGCCUCCGUUUGUACCAUGGUUGGAAGAAAUGGCGUGAAGAGGCCAAGGCAGACCUGAAAAGGAAGUUGCUGGAGGAUGUCGACUUUGGAAAACGUUAUGUGGCUGAGAAACAGGAACGUAUUCUUUUGGAUCGAGAUAGAGUAAUCUCAAAGACUUGGUACAAUGAAGAUAAAAAACAGUGGGAAAUGGACCCAGUAGCAGUUCCAUAUGCUGUCUCAAAGAAACUAGUCGAGCAUGCUCGAAUCAGGCAUGAUUGGGGUGCCAUGUACAUUGCCCUGAAAGGAGAUGAAAAGGAAUAUUACAUCGAUGUCAAGGAAUUUGAGAUGCUAUAUCAAGAUUUUGGAGGGUUUGAUGGGCUGUAUAUGAAAAUGCUUGCCUGCGACAUUCCAACUACUGUACAUUUGAUGUGGAUCCCUUUAUCAGAGUUGGAUUUCCAUCAACAAUUUCUUUUGGCAGCAAGACUGGCUCGCCAAUGCUUUGUUGCACUCUGGAAGAGUAGAAACAUAUCCAGUGUGAGAGAGUGGCUGUCAGAGAAAAUUCACAAUAUCAACGAUGACAUAAUGAUGGCAAUUAUUUUUCCACUGAUAGAGUUCGUCAUUCCUUACCCGGUAAGGAUCCGCUUGGGGAUGGCUUGGCCAGAGGAAAUAGAUCAAACUGCUGGCUCAACUUGGUACUUGAAAUGGCAGUCUGAGGCGGAAAUGAACUCCAAGUCCAGGAAUACUGAGGAUUUUCAGUGGUAUUUUUGGUUUUGCAUUAGAACUGUUAUAUAUGGAUACGUUCUGCUCCAUUUUUUCCGCUUUUUGAGAAGGAAACUUCCUGGGCUUCUUGGCUUUGGACCAUUACGAAGAAAUCCAAAUUUGUGGAAGUUGCGGAGAGUGAGAGCCUAUGUUCAUUCGAAAAUAAGGAGAAUUAAAGACAAGAAAAAGGCUGGAGUGGAUCCUAUUAGAACUGCUUUUGACCAAAUGAAGAGGGUGAAGAAUCCUCCAAUUCCCUUGAAGAGAUUUGCCAGCAUUGAGUCUAUGAGAGAAGAAAUUAAUGAAGUAGUAGCUUUUCUGAGAAAUCCUGCCGCAUUCCAGGAAAUGGGUGCCCGUGCUCCUCGGGGAGUUCUUAUUGUUGGGGAUAGGGGAACUGGUAAAACAUCAUUAGCUCUGGCUAUUGCUGCUGAAGCUAGGGUGCCUGUUGUUCAAGUUGAGGCCCAGCAACUAGAGGCUGGACUAUGGGUUGGCCAAAGCGCAUCAAAUGUCCGAGAACUGUUUCAAACAGCUAGAGAUUUGGCACCAGUAAUCAUCUUCGUAGAGGAUUUUGACCUUUUUGCCGGUGUUCGUGGCAAGUUUAUACACACCAAGAAACAGGAUCACGAGGCUUUCAUUAAUCAGCUUCUGGUGGAACUUGACGGGUUUGAGAAACAAGAUGGGGUGGUUUUGAUGGCGACAACUAGAAACAUCAAGCAAAUCGAUGAAGCAUUGCAGAGGCCUGGUCGAAUGGAUAGAGUGUUUUAUCUACAACGGCCAACUCAAGCAGAAAGAGAGAAGAUCUUACACACUGCUGCAAAGGAAACUAUGGAUGAAGAACUCAUUGACUUUGUGGACUGGAGUAAGGUUGCUGAGAAGACAGCCCUUCUACGGCCAACAGAAUUGAAACUUGUCCCUGUUGCUCUUGAAGGUAGCGCCUUCAGAAACAAGUUUCUGGACACAGAUGAACUAAUGAGCUAUUGUAGUUGGUUUGCGACCUUCAGUACAAUUACUCCUCAAUGGGUUAGAAAAACCGCAAUUGUUAAGAAGAUGUCCAGAAUGCUUGUGAAUCAUUUAGGACUUGAAUUGACGAGGGAGGAUCUGCAGAGUGUUGUUGAGCUAAUGGAGCCUUAUGGUCAGAUAAGCAAUGGAAUGGAGCUUUUGAAUCCUCCAAUUGAUUGGACGAAGGAUACCAAGUUCCCACAUGCUGUUUGGGCUGCUGGUCGUGGUCUUAUUGCGGCUUUGUUACCCAACUUUGAUGCUGUGGAUAAUUUGUGGCUGGAGCCGUCUUCCUGGCAGGGUAUUGGAUGCACAAAAAUCAGCAAAGCCAGAAAUGAGGGUUCCCUGAGCGGGAGCAUGGAGUCCAGAACAUACCUUGAGAAGAAGCUUGUAUUUUGUUUUGGUUCUUACAUGGCGUCCCGACUGCUACUUCCAUUAGGGGAAGAAAAUUUUCUCUCUGCUUCUGAACUGAAACAAGCUCAAGAGAUCGCUACAAGGAUGGUGAUCCAGUAUGGUUGGGGGCCUGAUGACAGUCCCGCAGUUUACUAUACAACCAAUGCGGUUACUUCUUUAAGCAUGGGCAAUGAUCAUGAGCACGUGAUGGCAGCUAAAGUUGAAAAGAUGUAUGAUCUUGCAUAUUUGAAGGCAAAGGAGAUGCUGCAGCAGAAUCGUCAAGUUCUUGAGAAGAUUGUUGAUGAAUUACUUGAAUUUGAGAUCUUGACUGGCAAGGAUUUAGAAAGGAUAAUUGAAGAGAAUGGUGGGAUUCGGGAGAAAGAGCCCUUUUCCCUUUUAGAGGCUUAUCUUAGAGAGCCUGUGUCUAGCAGCUUUCUUGAAGUUAGCAAUGGGCCUGGACCUGCUCUGUUAGGUUCUUCCUAG
Molecule: messenger RNA, 3933 nt
Organism: Linum trigynum
Lineage: Eukaryota; Viridiplantae; Streptophyta; Magnoliopsida; Malpighiales; Linaceae
Source: the annotation of a GenBank genome assembly